This is a messenger RNA of Psylliodes chrysocephalus, 3850 nucleotides long. The record is from the annotation of a GenBank genome assembly. Lineage: Eukaryota; Metazoa; Arthropoda; Insecta; Coleoptera; Chrysomelidae.
AUGUCUGAUUCUGAAGCAUCAAGUGAACGUAGCGAACCUGAACCUUUAAAAAAAAGGCAAAGACGUUCUAAAACUUAUAAGAGGAACGUUAUUAAAAUGUCAAAAGUUAAAGGACUCCAACAUAUAAACUGGUCUGGAAAUAUUAUACCAGCUCGUGUUACUGGACCGGACUGCAUGUGUAAGAUGUCAUGCUUUGAACGACUAACUCGAGAAGACCUAGACUUUUGUAUUGACAAAAUAAAUGGAUUUUUAAAUAAAAAUGAACAAGACAUCUAUCUACAACAGCUGAUUGAAAAAGAUCCUGUAAAAUGUCAUCGAUUUCGCAAAGAAGGUGCAAUACCAAGGGUUUAUCAUUUUAAAUAUUGUGUACAUACUCAAAACAAAAUGGAAACUGUCUGUAAGAAAGCAUUUACUUCUAUAUACGGCAUCACCGAAAACCGAGUUAGACGUCUUAGUACCUUACUGCAACAAUCCAUUACACCGCACGACAAACGAGGCCAACAUCAAAAGGUCAACACCACACCUCCUACUGUUUUAAAAGCUAUUCAUGACCACAUUCUUGAUUUUCCUCGAAAACGAACGCACUAUUCAGGCAAAGAAAUUGAAUAUUUAGAUGCCCGCCUAGAUGUCAAAACAAUGCAUGCUAUGAUCAGAAAAAAAUUUCCAGAAUUGAAAGUUACCUAUGCUUUUUAUGCAAACUAUUUUAAAACAACAUUUUCUCUACGUUUUGGACGACCCCAGAUAGAUACAUGUAUUGAAUGUGAAGAAUUAGAGGUAAAAAUAAAAAGCCCUACGUUAGGCUUUAACGCAAAGAAAGCAUUUGAAGCCGAAAAGGCAGUUCACAAUAGGCGGGCAAAAAAAUUUCAUAACAAAAUCGCCGCAGUAAAACAAAUUUGCACUAGUCAGGAUGACGUUGCAUGCUUGACCUUUGACUUCAUGCAAAAUUUACCUUUGCCGCAUCUACCCAUACAAGAAAUAUUUUAUCUGAGACAGCUAUGGGUUAAUUGUUUUGGGAUAAAAAAUUUGAAGACUAAUGAGACUGUGUUUUAUGUAUAUCAUGAAGGCAUAGCAAACAAAGGAGCAAACGAAGUUUGUUCAAUGCUUCUACAUUACAUGGACAACUUUUUAGGAGAAAAUAUUAAUGAAGUAAUACUCUUCUCAGAUAACUGUCCAGGCCAAAAUAAAAAUCAUACAGUCAUACGAUUUUUACUAUCAUUGACAGACACAGGCCGAUUUUCGAAAGUAACGCAUUAUUUCCCUAUAAGAGGACAUUCUUUUCUUCCCAACGAUCGAGACUUCGAAGUUGUGAAAAAAAAGAUUAAAAAGUGUGACCGUAUAUAUGUUCCUAAUGAGUACUAUAAGAUUAUGUCAGAAGCAAGCCCCAAUUUUAAAGUCUUUAUGUUGUCAACAGAACAAAUUUUAGAUUUUGCUAAAUGGUGGCCAAAAUUUUAUAAAAAAGUAUGUUUGUCAGAUGAGAGCUUUGGUAAGCACAUUCCAAAAGAACUGAAACAGUCAUUCUCACUAUCUUGUUACAUGGCAUUCCAGUAUGAUAAAAAUAGAAAAGGAGUAGUGGUUGUUCAUGAGUUUAUAGAUGGUUUACGUAGACAUACAUUUGACUUGACCAGAAACAAAGCAAGUGCCAUCUUACUACCCACAGAAAAUGCAUAUCCAGCCGGCAGUGUUCCCAUAAAUCCCAAAAAGAUAGAAAAUAUCAAACGAGUGAAAAAUAGUGUCAUCCAAGAACAUAUUCCAUUUUAUGAAGGAAUUUUCAACUGGCCAACUGGAGAGGAAAAUGACGGUCCAGAUGUCGAAAACGACGAAGAAUUUGAUUAUAUAUCAAAAGAGUUUAAUCCACAAAACAUCACAAAUGCUGAAGUUGAAUUAACUAAGGAUGAUCCAAUCCAAUCAGCCCAAAAGAUAAAAGGUGUCAGAUCUAAUUCAAGUAGUUCUUCUACAUCUAGUUCCUCGUCAAGUUCUUCGUCAAGCACUUCGUCAAGAUCUUCUUUCUCUGAUUCUUCUAAAUUUGUUGGCCCGAGUAGCAGUAAUCCACGAACUACAGUUAAUCCAAAUUAUAAUAUAUCGCCAGUUAAUACAGAUGAAAGUGAUGUAGAUAUAAGUGACUCUGAUCCAACCUUUCAAAUUAAUAAAAUUAAGGGGACGCAUAACUCUUUAUCAAGCAGUUCUUUGUCUUCUUCCGGUUCUCAGUCACGCGCUACUAAUGAUGCUAUGUUCAACAAUCGUAAUCCUAAUAAUGAAGAUGCUAUUGAUAAUACCAAAAAAUCUAGAAAACGUAAAAGAAACCCAUCUCAGUGGAAACAAAAUAAGAUGAGACGUCUAAGAAAUAGUGGACAAGCCUAUGUAUCCCUUUCUAAAUCAAAAAAACAGGUUCCAGCACGUAGUAUGAAGGAGGUGUGUAAUUGCAGAUUGAAAUGCUUCGAUAAAAUAAUGGACACUGAAAGGAUUACUUUGUUCAAUUAUUUUUGGAAUCUAACUGAUUUAGAAAUGCAGCGUGCCUAUAUCCGAUGUAGUAUGAGAGAAGUUAAACCGAAAUAUAAAUACACCAAUGCAGAAAAACCUAGGCUGCCUAAUAAUGCCUUUUAUUUUACAGUAAAUGGAAACCAUAUUCGUGUAUGCAAAAAAUAUUUUAUAAAUACUUUGGAUAUAUCGGAUAGACAAUUAAGAACAGUCAAGAAGAAAACAAAUAGUCAAGGCUUUGUAGAGCAAGACAGGCGAGGUAAACACGAUAAUAGGAAAAAAGUGAAACCAGAAUUAUUACAGGAUAUAAAAGAUUACAUCAAUUCCAUACCAAGAAUUGAAUCUCACUAUUUAAGAGCCACUACAAGUAAGGAAUAUAUAUCUGAAAGUAAGACUAUUACAGAUCUAUGGAAAGAUUUUAACCAGCAACAAAAAGAAAAAAGUAGACCUGAAUGUGAUUAUUGGUUGUUUAUUAAUACUUUUAACAAGGAUUUUAAUAUUAGUUUUUUUCAACCAAAAAAAGACAGAUGCGAAACUUGCCUGGCCUAUGAACUUGCUCCUGUGAAUAGUAAGAUGGAACUUAAAACAAGUUAUGAUAAUCAUCUAGUGGAGAAAGAAUUAUGUCGUCAAGAAAAACGGACAGAUCGAGAGAAUAUUGACAAAACUCAUAUUUGUGCUGUGUUUGAUUUACAAUCUGUAAUGUUAUGUCCUAGCCCUUCAUACUUUUACUACUCAUCUAAAAUUAACUGCCUCGACUUUACCAUAACAGAAUUAAAUAAAACACAAAGUGAAGUAAAUAGAGCUUAUGGCGAUGUUUUCUGCUAUUUUUGGGAUGAGACGCAGGGACAAAGAGGGGCCAAUGAGAUAGGUUCCUGCAUUUUGGAUUACUUGAAUAAUUUAAGCCUGAACCACCCGAAUGAAGAGUUAAACAUUACAUUUUACUCCGACAAUUGCACCGGGCAGAACAAAAACAAAACAAUAGCUGCUCUAUACUCAUAUGCAGUUGCCCACUUUGAAAACAUUCAAACCAUUACGCAUAAAUAUUUAAUUAAGGGGCAUACUCAAAAUGAGGCAGACAAUGUCCAUAGUUUGAUUGAGAAAGAAAUUAAGAAAAAUGAAAAAGCUGGACCUAUAUACAUACCCUAUCAGUACGUGACUCUAAUUAAAAAUGCUCGGAAAUCCGGUAAACCCUUCAUUGUCAAGGAACUCAAUUACGAUUUUUUUUUUUAAUCUUAAAAAGCUCCAAGAACUCUGGGGCUACAAUUUUAACGAAGACUGCGAAAAAAAGAUUAUAAGAUGGAACGACAUCAAAAAUUUGAAAUUUAUAAAGGAAGAAACAUUUAUAUUUUAUUACAAAACUUCUUACAAGCAAGCC